GCGGUAUCUCAGUCAGAAGCUCAGCGCAUUCGUUUCACUCCCGAAAUUUUACAGCAGACUAGGCUGAUCUUAUUUCUACUUUCGUGGCGUUUUCUUCUGAGAACUUAAUCAUUCACGGACCUGUAGCUACAUAUAUCUAUAUUUGCAUUCAGCAGUUAUUCAUAUAACGCUCUCUGGAUUUAUACCAUUUGGAUACAUUCUUUUUCCCAUUUCUCCUUCGAGAAGCAGAGAGGGAGACCGCCAGGAGCUCGGAUAUUGCUUUUGACGGGGAGAAAAUGUGACUGCUUUGACUGAUGCCGUUGUUUUCAAAUCAACAUUUGUUGUUUCACACUGUGAUUCGUGACAGCUCUAACACCAUCACUGAGAUAGGAGCAGAUCCUGUUCACAAAGUCUAAAUGAAGUUUCCCAGCCAUGCAAUGUUCUUGGAAGGCAGUGAUCCUGCUAGCCUUGGCCUCAAUUGCCAUCCAGUACACAGCUAUCCGGACCUUCACAUCCAAGCCUUUCCAGCUCUGCCCUGUACCAGUCCCACAGAACUGCAGCCUGGGGACCCAAGACACAGAUGCCUCCUUCGAGCGUGGUUGUGAUGAAUAUGCUUAUUUCACCUUCAAUGCCUCUCGAAAGACCCAUAUCCUGGUCUUAGCCACGACCCGCAGCGGCUCAUCAUUUGUGGGGCAGCUGCUGAACCAGCACUCUGACAUCUUCUACCUGUUUGAGCCACUCUACCAUGUCCAGACAGCCCUGAUUCCCCGUCUCUCCCACAGUCGCAACGCGGCCGACAGACGUGUGAUGCUAGGCGCCAGCCGAGACUUGCUCCGAAGCCUCUAUGGCUGUGACUUGCACUUUCUGGAAAGCUAUAUUAAGCCACCACCAACCGACCACACCACCGACAAGCUGUUCCGCCGUGGGGCCAGCCGAGCACUCUGCUCACAGCCUGUUUGCGAUGCCUUCGGGCCCAGAGAGGCCAAUGUGGAGGAGGGUGACUGUGUGAAGAAAUGCGCCACUCUCAACAUGACCCUUGCUGCCGAGUCCUGCAGGGAUAUGCGUCAUAUAGCCAUAAAGAUAGUGCGGGUGCCUGAAAUAGGGGAUCUGCGGGCACUGGUGGAGGAUCCACGGCUCAACCUAAAGGUGAUCCAGCUGGUAAGAGACCCUCGGGGGAUACUUGCCUCACGGAUUGAGACCUUCCGGGACUCUUAUCGCCUCUGGAGAAUCUGGAGGGCAACAGGAAGGAAACCCUAUAACCUGGACUUGACUCAGCUCACAGUAGUGUGUGAAGACUUUUUGAGCUCUGUUUCUACAGGUCUCAGUCACCCCUACUGGCUUAAGGGGAAGUACAUGUUGGUGCGAUAUGAGGACUUAGCAAGGAACCCCCUCCAGAAAACCAAGGAUAUCUAUGACUACCUUGGACUGUCUAUGGACAAAAAUGUGGUGGACUGGAUUCAAGCAAACACCCGGGGGAGUAAUGAGCUCUCGGCCAAACACAAAUAUGGUACAGUGAGGGAUUCUGCAGCCAAUGCUGAGAGCUGGAGGCUCAAACUGUCCUUUGACAUGGUAGACUACACACAGACUGUGUGUCAAAGGGUCCUACAUACACUGGGCUAUAAAAGUGUCAAGUCAGCCGAGGAACUCAAAAAUAUUUCCCUCUCACUUGUGGCAGACAAAGUUUUUGUACCAUUUUUAUAACUAAGAUAGUUGUGAAUGACUAUUUUUGAUAUGUUUAUAAAUGUUGCCUUAUGAUUGAUGUUAAGGUUAUUCUUUUCCUCAUAUACCUUUCAAAUUUGCACUAAAUUCCAUCCUUGAACUCAUA
This is a messenger RNA of Electrophorus electricus (electric eel), 1804 nucleotides long. RefSeq names its product carbohydrate sulfotransferase 1-like. Gene Ontology annotation, cellular component: Golgi membrane. The record is from RefSeq and is a predicted model, not a curated record. Gene Ontology annotation, molecular function: keratan sulfotransferase activity; N-acetylglucosamine 6-O-sulfotransferase activity. Gene Ontology annotation, biological process: carbohydrate metabolic process; keratan sulfate proteoglycan metabolic process; N-acetylglucosamine metabolic process. NCBI's taxonomy places the organism in Eukaryota, Metazoa, Chordata, Actinopteri, Gymnotiformes, Gymnotidae.